CGGCACCUCUCCAAAGACCCCUUCCGGUUCUUUUAUUGGGAAAUGGUAUGUGGAAGUCAAGUUUUUUUGGGCACCAGAUUGGAGCUUCUUUCUUGAUGUAUUUGUCUCGACGCGCUUCCCCGGUGCCUGCCCUUUGCCAGGCAGGGAUCUCAAGAGACCAAGUGGCGGCAACGGUGCUUCAGGCGGUCAGGCCCCAGGGGUCUGCAGCGUACGAGUUCCUGUCUGUGGACUACUCCGAGAGGAAGUGGAAAGGUCCGGCACUGAGUCAGAGAGCCCGGCGUCGGAACGUCAUGCCAGAAACGCACCGCAGCGUGGCCUCAUGGGCAGGGGACAUUAGGAUGGAGAAUUCAGAGUUGCCUCUGAAGCAGGAAAUUUCUAAAGGAUCAGAAUCAUCUGAUGGGACAUCAGGAGGCCUCUACGGGGUGGUUCCAGGGGGCCAAGAGGCUGGAGAUGCCUGUGAAGUUGCUUUGGAGAAGCUAGAAAUGCAACCCUCAGGUGAAGAAGGGAACCAACUAGAAAAUGAUUUCUUGGAAAUAACACGUGAGGAUAAAAACAAAUCCACGAAAGGUGGAUGUGAUUAUAAGGAACUUGGGGAACUUCCAAAUCUAUCCGCCAGUCCUGCUGAGCAUCAAGGAGUUCUGAAGGCACAGAAAUUCUAUCAGUGUGAUGAGUGUGGCAAAGCUUUUAAUCGGAGCUCACACCUCAUUGGCCAUCAGAGAAUCCACACUGGAGAGAAACCCUAUGAGUGUAAUGAGUGUGGUAAGACCUUCAGGCAGACCUCUCAGCUCAUAGUUCAUCUCAGAAUCCACACGGGGGAAAAGCCCUAUGAAUGCAGCAAGUGUGGGAAGACCUACCGGCACAGCUCCCAUCUCAUUCAACACCAGAGACUUCAUAAUGGGGAGAAACCCUAUAAAUGCAGUGAAUGUGGAAAAGCUUUCAAUGAGAGUUCUAAACUCUAUGACCACCAGAGGACUCACACUGGGGAGAAGCCUUAUGAAUGCAAUGAAUGUGGAGCAGCCUUUACUCGGAAUAAAAAUCUUGUCCGACAUCAGGUACUUCACACUGGUAAGAAACCCUACAAGUGUAAUGAGUGUGGGAAAGCUUUCUGUUCUAAUAGAAAUCUUAUUGACCAUCAGAGAAUCCACACUGGGGAGAAGCCUUAUGAAUGUAUUGAAUGUGGCAAGGCCUUCAGUCGGAAUAAAAGUCUUAUUCGACAUCAGCGCCUUCAUACUGGGGAAAAACCAUACAAAUGUAGGGAAUGUGGAAAAGCCUUUAAUCAGAACUCUCAGCUUGCGGACCAUGAACGAAUUCAUACUGGAGAAAAACCUUUUGAAUGUAAUGAAUGUGGGAAAGCAUUUGGUUUAAGUAAAAGUCUUAUUCGACAUCAGAGACUUCACACAGGUGAAAAGCCCUAUAAAUGCAACGAAUGCGGAAAAUCCUUUAAUCAAAACUCACACCUCAUUAUACACCAGAGAAUUCACACUGGUGAGAAACCUUAUGAAUGUAAUGAGUGUGGGAAGGUCUUCAGUCAUAAUUCUAGCCUUAUGGUACAUCAGAGAACCCAUACUGGAGAGAAACCCUAUAAAUGUAACGACUGUGGGAAAGCCUUUAGUGACAGCUCACAACUCACUGUACACCAGAGAGUUCACACUGGUGAGAAACCGUAUGAAUGUAUCGAGUGUGGGAAAGCCUUCAGUCAGCGUUCCACUUUUAAUCACCACCAGCGAACUCACACUGGAGAGAAGCACUCAGGUCUGGCUCGGUCAAUUUCAUAAGGGUGAUUGUCUACAACAGAGAGCAAGGAACUUUGAAUUAAGCUUUCUUUAUAAGAAGGGUGUUUACCCUGACCUUCUUUUGGAACUAUCACUCAUAGUCGGCCAUUGCAUAGCUGCUGUCUGCUGGGUCAUUAUGAUGAGACAGUGGAAGUAUCACAGUAAUCCUUCCCCAGUAUUGGGGAGUAAGGACUACGCAUGCCAUGUGUGUGUAGAGAUUCUCUCUUUUUUUUCUGUUUUAAAAUCUUUUCUAUUUCUUAAUUAUGCAUCCUCUAAUCAGAUUGUAUGCCUUUCAAGGACAGAGGUCAUUUCUAUUCCACCUUCAUUUGACAUUUACAUGAAGUCAUUCUCCAAGACUGAUUCUCUUUUCUUUCUCUUGGGAGUUGCCCUUUUGAAACUUCUACUCUAAACUAGACCCUCAUCACUUGUGUUUCCUAUAUAGAAAACUCUUUUUUCUGUUUAUAAUUCUCUGUUUCUCAGAACUGUUAAGAUCCAGCUCAUCUACGAAAGAUCUUUUUCUUCAAAUGCUGCUUCUUCCUAAACUUCUGUUGAUUUGACCUCAGUGCUUUGAAUUAGCCUACACUACAGUUUGCAAUUAUUAUUAAAUUGCCUUGUCAGUUAUUCUCAACUUAAUGAAUAUGUGUGUACUUUCAUAACAACUUGUAUGUUUUUUGAGAUUGGGUAUGGUAUCUAUUUCUUUUAGCACAUAGAUAAUAAUAUUUGUAUAUUCUAGUUAAAUAAAUUUUUAAAAACUCAGCUCUACAGUUGAACCAUUCUUAAACUGGGGAUGAACUCCUCUCCCACCACUGAACCAAAUUUUUAAAGAUGGAUGUCAAAGGAUAUGACAUACAAAAGCUCAUUCAUAUUUUUUUCUUGUACUCCUGGGAGUUUUACUACUGUUAUCUCAGCCUUAAAGAGCUAAAUGAUUUGCGUUUGUGAGUGUGCAUGGAUGUGCGUGCAUGUGCACGCAUGCGUGUGUGUAUAUCUAGGUACUGGAGUCAGCAGUCAUGUUCCACCUUUAUGUACUUUUCCCUGCACACUGACUUCAUUUCUGAACUAACUGGCUCCGUCCUGCUGCCUAAAUAAAUAAGAACUGCCUCAA
Pteropus alecto (black flying fox) is the source of this 2874-nucleotide messenger RNA. RefSeq names its product zinc finger protein with KRAB and SCAN domains 7. Gene Ontology annotation, biological process: negative regulation of transcription by RNA polymerase II. The record is from RefSeq and is a predicted model, not a curated record. Lineage: Eukaryota; Metazoa; Chordata; Mammalia; Chiroptera; Pteropodidae. The transcript has 4 exons. Gene Ontology annotation, molecular function: DNA-binding transcription repressor activity, RNA polymerase II-specific. Bases 48 to 1775 code for a protein of 575 amino acids.